CCCUACUCCGUGUAGCGAAAGUUACGAGACUGAGGAGAUGUCUUCUGAGGAUACAUUGAGCAUUGGGGGGAGCAAGGAAGUAAGGAUGUUGGAGUACAGUGAUGUGAGCAUUGAGGGUGAAUCGUCUGGGUCUGAGUGGACAAAGGGGGGGGUAGAGAGAAAUGAGGUAGUUGAGGUUGGGGCAGAAGAGGUGCUUGUCAAUAUUUUGGAAGUGGGAGAUAGGAGGGAUAAGUGUUAUGAUAGUGGGGCAAACAUUGUGUCUGAGGUAAAGGGGUAUGAGUCUGAGCUCAAGGGUAGGGAUAGCCUGAGUUAUCUCGUAGAAAGCUACGAGAUAUCUUCUAAAGUGUUAAUUAUGCCUGCUAGAGUGAAAGAAAGGGCAUGCUCUACACCCAAGGAUCACUGGAUGCCAGUGUAUGCCCAUUACUUGGCAGCAGGGCUUAGAUUUCCUUUACUUGAUUUGUUAGUGUGGUUGCUAUUAGAGUAUAGUGUAGGCUUAACCCAAUUAUCGCCCAAUGCAGUGAGGGUGAUAAUUGGGUUUGUAGUUUACUGCCAGGCUAGGGGUUAGGGUGCCCACAGUAAACAUGUUUAAGCACU
Messenger RNA from Rubroshorea leprosula, 594 nucleotides. Lineage: Eukaryota; Viridiplantae; Streptophyta; Magnoliopsida; Malvales; Dipterocarpaceae. The record is from the annotation of a GenBank genome assembly.